UAAAAUAUUUUAAAACAUGACAGCUGACACGUCUCAAGUGUGGUGGCUUGAUAUUGACAAUAAGUUUUAACCAUACAAUGAGUGAUGGAGUUGGUAUUAAACAGUUCAUGGAUACAUGGGCAGAAAUGGCUCGAGGAGCACAUCAACCUUCCAUUCAACCAGUCUGGCGUAGAGAGAUUCUCAUGGCAAGAGAUCCCCCAUGCAUUACAUGUAACCAUCGUGAAUAUGAACAAGUACUUCCACCAAAUAAUACCAUCAAGGAAGAAGAUACUACAACCAUACUCCAUCAAUCUUUCUUCUUUAAACCUUCAGACAUAGCUGCACUUCGUCUCUUGGUUCCAUUUCAAUGUACCACAUUCGAUCUUAUCACUGCAUGUUUUUGGUAUUGUCGCACAAAAGCAUUGCAGUUAGAGCCACAAGAUGAAGUACGAAUGAUGGUCAUCGUCAAUGCACGUUCGAGGUUUAACAAUAAUCAUUCCCCCCCACUUAUUGGAUAUUACGGUAACUUUUUUGCUUAUCUAUCAACUGUCACCACUGCAGGGAAACUUUGUGAAAACUCACUAGGAUAUGCAGUUGAGUUAAUAAGAAAAGUAAAAACCGAAGUUACAGAGGAAUACAUACAGUCUGUAGCAGAUCUUAUGGUUAUUAAGGAUCGAUGCUUAUUUACAACCGUGAGAUCAUGUAUUAUUUCAGAUUUGACUCGAGCUAAAUUUAGAGAAGUGAAUUUUGGAUGGGGAGAAGGGGUGUAUGGUGGAGUCGUAAAAGGUGGGGCUGGACCUUUUCCAGGUGCAACUUAUAUUUUUCCUCAAAAGAACGCAAAAGGAGAAGAUUGUUUCAUGUUGCCUAUUUGUUUGCCCUCUCAAGUAAUGAAGAGGUUUGCUGAAGAGUUAGAUCACAUCCUUGGUAAUCAGAAUUAA
Molecule: messenger RNA, 917 nt
Organism: Lathyrus oleraceus (garden pea)
Lineage: Eukaryota; Viridiplantae; Streptophyta; Magnoliopsida; Fabales; Fabaceae
Product: benzyl alcohol O-benzoyltransferase-like
Exons: 1
Coding region: 78-917 (279 amino acids)
Source: RefSeq, a predicted model, not a curated record